CAGGAACAACAACAGGUACCACAACAGGAACAACAACUGGAACCACACCAAGUACCACAACAGGUACCACAACAGGAACAACAACUGGAACCCCAACAGGUACCACAACAAGAACAACAACUGGAACCACUCCAGGAACAACUCCUGCUACCACAACAGAGUGUGUUCCCGGCAGCAGAGAAAGAAUAUGUGAUUGGAGUGAAUGGAUUAACGAUGAUUCUGGACAAAUGCAAUCUGAGAGUGCUUCAGCUGAGGAAGUUGAACUACUUGAAGAUGCCCGGCACUUCCCCGGUUUCCCGAAGAUUGCCACGUAUACGGUAUCCAGUGCAGGACUGUAGACACACAUGUUAUGUGGAAUGAAACUACUGACGCUGUUACCGUUGAUGUUAAUACAGGUCUUCGCUGUAUUAAUAUACUAGGAAGACCAAUAUGUCGGGACUAUGAAUGUAGAUGGAUGUGCUGCAGUUGGCACACUGUCACUUGCACACCACCUGGAACAUCCACAGAAGG
This is a messenger RNA of Lytechinus variegatus (green sea urchin), 510 nucleotides long. Its product is annotated as hydroxysteroid dehydrogenase-like protein 2. The transcript is spliced from 2 exons. The annotation marks the transcript as partial. Lineage: Eukaryota; Metazoa; Echinodermata; Echinoidea; Temnopleuroida; Toxopneustidae. The record is from RefSeq and is a predicted model, not a curated record.